CCUACCUUUGAGAGAUCAUUAACUCAAGUUUCUUUGUGGCCUCGAUGCAAGACAGCUGAGCUUUCCAUUCGCUAUCAGCUAUUGGUGGGUUGGGCAGCUACCUGGCUCCUUCCACCACUUGAGCAAGUGGAACAAUAAUAUAUAAACUUACUGGCCAUUAUAAAAGCUAGGAACCAAACUCUCUGGACUACCACCUGCACUCAGUGCAGCUGUGUGAGGAUCCCUUUUUCUUACAGAUAUCUCCAAUGGACUUAAGAUUUCGUUCCAUUUAGGCUGAAGAUGUCCACUCUGAGCGGACUCUUUUGAGGACCUUCAAGCAUUCACAACAAGCCAAAGAAGAAACGCAUACCUGUGGAAAAGACCAAAACUGUAUUUAUAAGCAUAAAAAGGAAUUGUACUUGAAAGGUUAGAUUUGCUCUGUUGGAACAAAUCAUGGUCGGUACCGGAGGUCCCGUGGGUAGAUUCUCAGUCUGGGACUAUGUGGUGUUUGCUGGGCUGGUCGUGGGGGCAGCCGGUAUUGGGUUGUGUCAGGCCAUCCGAGGGCGUAAGGACACCAGCAGUGCUGAGUUUCUGCUGGGGGGACGUCAAAUGACAGCGGUGCCGGUUGCCAUGUCACUUACGGCAAGUUUCAUGUCUGGGAUAACAGUGAUUGGCACCCCUGCAGAGGCCUAUGUCUACGGCACACCGUUCUGGCUCUUCGCCUUCUCUUAUACCAUUAUGUCCACCAUCAGUGCAGAGAUUUUUGUGCCUCUGUUCUACCGUUUGGGCAUCACCAGUACAUACGAGUACUUGGAGAUGCGCUUCAAUAAGCUUAUCCGAACGAUCGGAACAUCUAUGUACAUAUUUCAGACAGCUUUGUACACAGGCAUGGUCAUCUAUGCACCUGCACUCGCCCUCAAUCAAAUCACUGGUCUGGACCUUUGGGGAGUGCUGGUGGCCACAGGAGUUGUCUGCAUCAUCUAUUGCACAUUGGGAGGCCUGAAGGCAGUGAUAUGGACAGAUGUGUUCCAGAUGGUCAUUAUGCUGAGUGGGUUUGUGGCGGUCAUCGCUCGUGGGGCUGUGCUCCAGGGAGGCUUAGGAAAAAUAUGGGAAGAUAACUACAAAGCUGGACGUCUAAACACAUUUGAUUUUGAUCCAGAUCCUCUGAGGCGACACACCUUUUGGACCAUUGUUGUUGGGGGCAGUUUGAUGUGGGUGUCAAUUUACUCCAUUAAUCAAUCACAGGUGCAGCGCUAUAUCUCCUGUCGAACUAUGACUCAUGCCAAAAUGUCUCUGUAUGUGAAUAUGGUGGGACUGUGGGUCACUGUGAGCCUGGCCAUAUUGUCUGGCCUCACUAUGUACUCCAUCUACAAAAACUGUGAUCCUCUCACUAACAAAGAUGUUGGAACUUCAGACCAGCUCCUUCCGUACCUGGUAAUGGACAUGCUGGCAAAAUAUCCAGGUGUUCCCGGCUUGUUUGUAGCAGCUGCCUACAGCGGCACUUUGAGUACGGUAUCAUCCAGCAUUAAUGCUCUGGUGGCAGUCACGGUGGAGGACUUUGUGAAGCCUUUGUGGCCCAGCAUGACUGAGAAACAGGCAUCCUGGAUUAAUAUGGGCAUGAGUGUAUUCUUCGGGGCCGUGUGCAUUGCUAUGGCAGCGGUCGCCUCCUUGAUGGGAAGUGUACUGCAGGCAGCAUUGUCCAUAUUUGGUAUGAUCAGUGGACCUCUCCUGGGCCUUUUCCUGCUUGGCAUGUUCUUCCGCUGCGCUAAUUCCACUGGAGGUCUGGCUGGAUUGAUCAUUGGCCUUGCUCUGACACUGUGGGUGGGCAUUGGUGCGCAGGUGUACCCUCCUCUACCUGCUAAGACAAGGCCACUUUUCCUCACUGUGGAUGGAUGCGUUUCCGACAUGAACAUUACCACUACAGUGGCGACAUGGUCCAGCGCAGUCACACCAACGUUACCACCAAUCAAUGAGAGACCAGCUUUAGCAGACUCUUGGUACUCUCUGUCUUACCUGUACUUUUGUCCUGUGGGCAUAUUGGCGACCCUGAUCAGUGGGCUUAUCAUUAGUGCCAUUUCAGGUGGCUGUAAACAGGAGAAAAUAAGGCCAGAACUGCUAAUCAGAAAGGAAGACCUCAUCUGCUUUGGCUGGUGUAGAAAGGACGACGAGAACUCUGCACCAGACUUGAUAGAGAAGGUUGGGCCAGACCAACUCUAUGGAUUGGACAACCCAUACUUUACUGAUUUAGAGCUGAAGCCGACAGAAAAGGACAAAGACUUUAUCACCAAGUUGUAAUGCAGGGAUCACCAACCCUCCACCUGGAGAUGUAUUUCCUGUGAAAUUUAGCUCAAAAACUCUGAAAGCCACAACAUACUUCAGCUAGCUCAUACAGACCCUAUGCAGAAAACAUUAUUUGGAGCAAAUGUGGUUGAUUAGUGUUGGAAGUAAACUUUGUAGGGAGGUAGAUCUCCAGGAGCUGUCUUGAUGAUCCAACAGAAGUUUUGCAUUCUUUCAUAAUAUUGUAAAUAAAGUCUUGGAUAGAGGUU
Colossoma macropomum (tambaqui) is the source of this 2525-nucleotide messenger RNA. It is a transcript of the gene slc5a8l, whose product is annotated as solute carrier family 5 member 8, like. Gene Ontology annotation, biological process: propanoate transmembrane transport; sodium ion transport. The coding region runs from base 433 to 2274 and encodes 613 amino acids. Gene Ontology annotation, molecular function: organic acid:sodium symporter activity. NCBI's taxonomy places the organism in Eukaryota, Metazoa, Chordata, Actinopteri, Characiformes, Serrasalmidae. The record is from RefSeq and is a predicted model, not a curated record. Gene Ontology annotation, cellular component: membrane. The transcript has 15 exons.